AUGUUGCAUGACCUCUGCGGCAUACUUAUGAGAUUCCGCACUCACAAUAUUGCUAUUGUGGCGGAUAUUGAGAAAGCUUUCCUUCAAGUAGGACUUCAGCCAGAUCAGCGAGAUGCAACUAGAUUCAUUUGGCUAAAAGACUGUGAAAAUCCCAGCACAGGAGGUGACAACUUGCAAGAAUACCGUUUUUGUCGUGUUCCGUUUGGGAUUAUUUCAAGCCCUUUCAUUCUUGGAGCUACAAUAGAGUGUCACUUAGACAAAUAUGACAAUGACAUCGCAAACAAGCUUAAGAAUGACAUAUACGUUGACAAUGUCAUAACAGGCACACAUACAGAAAGUGAAGGGGUCGAGCUUUAUACAUCAUCAAAAGCCAUGUUCCAUGACGCUGCCAUGAAUCUUCGAGAAUGGUCAACAAAUAGUAAUUUUGUCAACAGUGUGAUUCCCGAUACAGACAAGGCCAAGUCUGAGUGUAUCAAGGUUCUUGGCCACACGUGGAACACUAAAAAUGACACUCUGACACUAAAAGAAUCUCCAGUGUUAAAUGACACUGCGAAUCCAACCAAACGGAAGGUACUGAGACAGCUAGCGUCCGUUUACGAUCCGCUGGGAUUUUUCACCCCAGUGCUUUUGAGGGGGAAGGUGCUCAUGCAAAGUCUUUGGAGCAAACAUCUAGACUGGGACGACAACUUACCAUCAGAUGACGUCAUACUUUGGGAUACAAUAAGACAGGAGUUGGCCAAAAUUCCAAACGUUGCCAUACCAAGGUGCAUCGCUCAGGUUGGUUGUGAAAAAUCGUCAUACAAGCUAUUUUGUUUCUGCGACGCAUCAGAAAAGGCAUAUGCAGUUGCUAUAUACCUGCAUCAAACAGGUGUCAAUGAGUCAAGGUGUGACCUUAUCUUCGCAAAGUCUCGACUUGCACCGACAAAACAGAUGUCGAUUCCCAGAUUGGAGCUCAUGGCGGUUGUAAUUGGGGUCAGAUGUAUCAAGUUUGUGAAGGACAAUUUGAAUUUGCCAGUUGAUCAUAUUCAUCUUUGGACUGACUCCCAGUGCGUUCUUCACUGGAUCACUUCAGAAAACGUGUCUUCUGUGUUCGUAGCAAACCGAGUGAAAGAAAUCAAACGGCAGUCGUCAAUCAGCUUUCAUCACAUACCUUCAUCUGAAAACCCUGCAGAUAUCGCCACAAGAGGCGCAUCUGUACAUCAGUUGAAGGAGCUGACACUGUGGUGGCAUGGACCAGAGUGGCUGACACAACAAGGUUAUAACUGGCAGAUAGAGCCGAGCUCUGAGAAAGACCUCGACGAAGACUUGAUCAGAAAGUCUGAAGAAGACAAAAAGUUGCAUAAAAAACAAUCAGCUGAACAUGUUCUUGAAGGAGCAGAAAAUUCAGAUAAGAAGCUCAAAGGAGCAUCUCCUGACGGAGCAUAUACACAAACGGAGUUACCCCCCUUUGAAAUCGAAAGUGAAAAGUACUCGUCAGCUACAAAGUUAGUUCGAGUUACUGCUUUUGCACUUCGAUUUAUCAGCAAACUUCGAAACAAGUCAGCUGAACGUGGGGUGUUAACAAAACAGGAACUGGACCGCGCCGAACACCUGUGGAUUACAUAUGUUCAGCAAAAGUGCUUCAGAGACACUUUUGUAGCAAUCUCUGAACAGAAACCAAACAACUUGCAGAGACAAUUGGGUCUAUAUGUAGAUCCAAAUGGAUUACUCAGGUGUAGGGGACGGUUAGAAAAUGCCAAUCUAAGUGAAGCUGCCAGGUACCCUAUUCUUUUGCCAAAGGGUGAACGACUCACACACAUGAUGAUAGACAAAAUGCACAAAGAAACUUUGCAUAGUGGAGUAUCACAAACCUUAAGCAGGGUUCGCUUUAGAUUUUGGAUACCUAGCGGACGCACUACCAUAAAGGGCGUUAUACGACGGUGUCUUGUGUGCAGGCGCAACGAGGGCGGAGCUUACAAAAUGCCACCGAUGGCUCCGCUGCCAAUGUCACGAGUGACCGAGUCAUCUCCUUUUUCAAAGGUUGGCUUAGACUAUCUGGGUCCGCUAUAUAUAAAAGGAGCAGACGGAACAAGCAAAGUCUGGAUAUGUUUGUUCACAUGUCUUGUUACUCGAGCGAUUCACUUAGAACUUGUGCAGAACAUGUCCACAGAACAAUUUUUGAUGUGUCUGCGUCGAUUUAUUGCCUCAAGGGGAAAACAGGAAGUAGUUUUUAGUGACAAUGCACUCCAGUUUAAGCUGGCCAGUGAGACCGUGGACAUCAUAUGGAAAAAUAUCUUGAAAACUGAAGACGUACAAGACUAUGCCUCACAAAACGGUAUACAUUGGAUAUUUAACAUAGAGCUAGCACCAUGGAUGGGUGGCUUUUAUGAAAGGCUUGUGGGCCUUGUCAAACGGUCACUGAGAAAAACCAUCGGCCGAAAUCUUCUCACAGAAAUGCAAAUGCAAACAUUGAUCAAAGAAAUCGAGUCAGUUAUAAACACAAGGCCACUCACGUACGUUGGCGACGACGUCAAUUCAAUGAUUACGUUAACGCCAUCGAGUUUUUUGACGUUGAAUCCAAAAAUUGGAAUACCAAGUGUAGAUGUUGACAGUGACACGGAUUAUACACCGUAUGAAAGCUCUGCGCAAAAGCUCCUCCAAAUAUGGAAAAAAGGGCAAAAGCUCCUUAAUUCAUUUUGGAAGAUGUGGAGAGAAGACUAUCUGCUUAGCCUCCGGGAACGAACUCAAACAAAGCUCAAAUCUCAUAGAAUACAGUCACACUUCUUACCAAGGGUAGGUGACGUAGUUCUUAUAAAGGACGAUGUUCCCCGAGGAUGUUGGAAAUUUGGAAAGAUUAAGGAUCUUAUCAAGAGCUGUGAUGGUCAAACCAGGUCUGCUAAAGUACAGACUCACACAGGGCGUGUCAUAGGUCGACCCCUUAACUUACUAUACCCAAUAGAAGUAUCGGGGAACGUCGAUGCUAGACACGACUCAUACACGCCAGAGUCAUCGGACCGGUGUUUGAGACCCAAACGACCAGCCGCCGAACAAGCGAAAGAGACGGACAUUAAGCCAGGUGUUGGAUCUGAGGAAGCGGUUAUUGACGACGAAAUGUCAAUCAAUAGGAUGUAUGAUGAGGCCGGAUGUGAGCUACAACGGAUUCGUGAGACAGACACUGGAAUCAGCGGAAACGCCGACGUAACGGACACUUACGAUUCAGACGUCACCGUUACUGAUGACGUUAUUACCUUAAACGCCGUCGAAUGUGAUGAAGUUACAGCUGGUUCCGACGCUAUGGGUACAGAUACAUCAGUGGACAGUAUUACAAAAGACGUCACCGACGCUGACAGUCACGUCAGCAACGUCGACGACGUUUAUUCAGCGCACAGCGACGGCGACGAAAUUCCUCCGUCCACAAGCAACGAUGAUGCCACCGACGACGACGCUUCCGUGUUCAACGCCACCGACGACGACGCUUCCGUGUUCAACGCCACCGACGACGACUCUUCCGUGUUCAACGCCCCCAACGACAAUAUAGACGAUAAUAUUACCGAAGAGCAUGAAUAUAUAAACGUUACAUUAAGAACAACCACCAGAUACGUCAACGGAGUAUAUGAUAGUGUGGACAGAGUUGUCUCCCUGGGGUAUUCAGACAAUUUUAAUCCAGAUUCAGUUGACCCGUUGACAGUCUUUAGACGUGUUCAGGAAGAGUUUAUGAAUUACGUUUCACAGCAUAAUCAGUGA
Molecule: messenger RNA, 3723 nt
Organism: Mya arenaria
Lineage: Eukaryota; Metazoa; Mollusca; Bivalvia; Myida; Myidae
Exons: 2
Coding region: 1-3723 (1240 amino acids)
Biological process (GO): DNA integration
Molecular function (GO): nucleic acid binding
Source: RefSeq, a predicted model, not a curated record